GGCGGGGGCGGGGCCCUUGCAGGUCGGUUCCGCAGAGCCCUGCAGGUGCGCCGAGCCGGGCCUCGUGAGACGUCUAAUCCCGGGAACGCCUCGUAGAGCCCCGGCUCGGGAGCGCCGUCGCCAGAGUGGCCAGCAGGAAUCCCAUUAGGGCCACCUUCUCAGCGGGUUCUCUGGUCUGGUGGCUCAUCCUGCCUCUGUGGCCCCAACAUUCCAGAAUAAAUGAAGACCUGUGGAACAUACCAGCAGCUGAAGAUCCUGCAGAGCACUGAGGAAGAGCAGGGCCCUGCUGCCCGGCUGCCCCCUCUUCAGGGCUUCCGCUGCAUCUUGGUGAUGGCCAUAAUGGGAACCCUGCUGGUGGCUGCCCUCCUGGUUUGCACCUCCCUCCUCCCCUUCCAUGGUUCAACUCAAGGAGGAAAUGUGAUGACUUCUUCCUACCUGGAUGACACUUGCACUGAUCCCUGCAGGAUCAUGCUGGUGGAAAGCAUCCCCGAAGGGCUGGUGUAUGAGGAUAACAGCACCACUAGUCCCUCCACCUUUGAGGCCUGGUGGAAUCUUCUGGCUAAUGCCAGAAGCACUGUGAACAUUGCAUCUUUCUACUGGUCCCUCCAAAACAAAGACACACAUACUUGGGAUCCCUCGGCCAUCCAGGGGGAAGAAAUCCUGGCAGAGUUGCUGAAACUAUCCAAGAGAGGCAUCACUACACGGAUUGCUGUCAAUCCCCCUUCCACCAGCCUGCCCAGCAUGGACCUCUGGUCUCUUGAACAGAGCGGAGCUCAGGUUCACAUAGUAGAUCUUCCAAAGCUGACGUCUGGAGUCCUUCACACCAAAUUCUGGAUUGUGGACCAGAUGCACAUCUACCUCGGGAGUGCAAACAUGGACUGGCGAGCCCUCACACAGGUGAAGGAGCUGGGCAUAGCUGUCUACAACUGCAGCUGCCUGGCCCAGGACUUGGGCAAGCUGUUUGAAGUAUAUUGGGCCCUCGGAUGGCCUAACGCCACCAUCCCCUCCCCGUGGCCUGCCAACUUCUCCACCCCCUACAACAAGGAGGCACCCCUGGGCCUGAAACUGAACGGCACGGAUGCUGCGGUGUACCUGUCGAGCUCUCCCCCAGCUCUGUGCGCCACGGGGCGGACUGGAGACCUCGAGGCUUUGCUGAGCGUCAUCGACAGGGCCCAGAAGUUUGUCUACGUGGCUGUGAUGAGCUACUUGCCCAUCAUGGAGUUCUCGCAUGGCAGGAGGUUCUGGCCAGUGAUCGAUGACCACCUGCGGAAGGCGGCCUAUGAGAGGAGAAUCCGUGUCCGCCUCCUGGUUGGCUGCUGGAAACACUCCAAGGCCACCAUGUUUCCCUUCCUGCGGUCACUGGCAGCCAUGCGGGACAAUCGCACCCACUGCAGCGUGGAAGUGAGACUCUUUGUGGUCCCAGCAAAUGAGACACAAGCCAAGAUCCCCUAUGCCCGGGUGAAUCACAACAAGUAUAUGGUGUCAGACCAAGUGGCGUAUAUUGGCACAUCUAACUGGUCUGGGGACUACUUUGUCCACACAGCCAGGUCUGCUCUGGUGGUCAAUCAGAGCCAGGUGGAGGCUGGGGACCAACCAACUGUCCGUCAUCAGCUGGAGGCUGUAUUUGAACGGGACUGGAACUCGCGCUACAGCCGGGAACUGAACUUGCUGAGCCAGUCAGAGGAUCUCUGUGGGGGCCACUGACCCAAGGUGCCCAGCCAGAGCUGGACUUCCUGGAGAACCAGGCCUCUCAGUGCUGAUACUUCCCUGGGGCAAAACAUUGAGCAAGAGGAGCAGAGAGCCAUCUUCUUUCUUCCUCAUCUUCCUUACCCUGCAGUGUUUCCAGACUCUGAAAAGCAGAGAGCUCAGCCUGCUGAGGGGCAGAGAAGGGAGGUGCCCUGCUGAGCUGACCGCAGUUCUCCCAAAGGAUUUUGUUGCGGGGGUGGGGGCUGCUCUGCUUUUGAAUCAAAUUCAGCAAAAUAUUCUUUCAGGGGUGGGGAGGGGAGUCCUGUCUCUCUCUCCCCCUGUUUUCAACAGGCACAUAAAGAACAGGUAUAGAGGCAGAUGGGGGGGGGGGGGGCAAAGUUGGCCAUAUUUCCUGGCCAGAAGACCCAGCGGCAGAACUGCCCACUGACCACUGGGGCUCUGCCUUUUCCUCUCCUCACCCAGCCCACAAAACUUUAACUUAUAACAAAUAGUAACUAAUAAUAAACAAGUGCCUGGGGUGGGGGGUGGAAUUAAAUGAAGCUCAGCCUGCCCUCUUUCUAUGAAACUUGUGUUGAAGGCAAAAGGGUGGUGGGGGGGAGGGAAGUGCCCCGUCUGCCUACUGAGGACCAGGAUUGGACCACAAUGGGCCACGGUGGGGGAGGAUCUCAGUACUGGUGGCUGUUAGGAAUCAGGGCUAAUAUGUGGGCACAGAGGUGCACUGCUGGACUUUAAGAAUGUUUCCCGAGGAGUCCUGCUGCACCUGCUCACGGCAAUCCAUGCAGUGGUCGAGGAGAACUUUUAAAAAAGUCUCGAAGCCCUCCCUACAAUUCUUUUUUUACCCCCCAGCUUUGGAAGUGUGAUAGAUGAACCGGUUUUGCCUUUAAAUUCCCCAUUGUAGCAAUUACAGUGGUGAGUUCCUGGGCUGUAUUAUCUAUGGAACAGGAGCACAUGCAUGCUCUACAAUAAAUUAUUUAAUUGGUGGCCUCCCA
Molecule: messenger RNA, 2696 nt
Organism: Sphaerodactylus townsendi
Lineage: Eukaryota; Metazoa; Chordata; Lepidosauria; Squamata; Sphaerodactylidae
Gene: PLD3
Product: phospholipase D family member 3
Exons: 12
Coding region: 220-1704 (494 amino acids)
Molecular function (GO): catalytic activity
Source: RefSeq, a predicted model, not a curated record